Messenger RNA from Dreissena polymorpha, 1474 nucleotides. RefSeq lists its product as uncharacterized. The transcript has 11 exons. The coding region runs from base 585 to 1295 and encodes 236 amino acids. NCBI's taxonomy places the organism in Eukaryota, Metazoa, Mollusca, Bivalvia, Myida, Dreissenidae. The record is from RefSeq and is a predicted model, not a curated record.
GCCAAAAUUGUAAGAAAAAAAAGAUUUUGACUGAAUUCUAUUUCAGGUGAAAGUAGGAACAGCUUGCUUUCUGCUCUCUUUGGAAGAUAACACCAAUGAAGGAAAGAAAACUUGUUCGGCUUUCUUAAAAAGAUGGUCCAGCUAUGUUCAGUCAACCACAUCAGAUUCAGAGGACAAUAUGCCAAGUAGUGAUGAUUCCUUCACUGAGUCUUUAACUGAUGUGCCAGACCUUUCUUUGGAUGAUGGAGUUGAGACGUUGAUAAAGGCACGUGAUUCUUCUACGAAAGACACUAAUGAGAAUGAAGCACAAAAGAUGUUUUUGGGAAUAUUUGAUGUCCACAUUGAAAAUCUCAUCCCACCUUCGCCAAAAAGAGCAUCAAGACUGCUGGACCUUGAACACGUGAAGUUUUUAAUGGACUCUUUUCAAAGUGGAGUUUUUCAACAACUUACAAUACUGGUAGGAAUGGUCCCUGACGAUUGUGACCCGUCGAUAUUAAAGAUGAAAGAUUCUGCUUUGUUGCCAGACACUCGUGUCUCUAAAUUUGGAGAAUUUUGAUGACGAGGGAUCUGAGGUGACACGAUUUAUGUCACCUUUGCCAAAGAAAGAUGGGGUGGCAUCUAGAACUAAAUUCGUUGCACGUUGGAAUUCACUUGUGUGUUCUCCACCACCACAAAGUCCAUCUGACUCUGAGGUUUCCAGUGAGUCCGAGAGCGCUUGCACAACUGAUAGUCAUGCAGAAUCUACAACAGAUUCAACUGAUGACUCUGGUUUUGAUGGUGUUGCUGAGAGUAAGAAAACAUCAUGCAUCGGUCUUUCAGGUGUGCAUGACAAGAUUAUGAAGGACCAUUUUAUAGGAAAAAUUGAUGUCCAUGUGCAAAACCUGAUCCCGCCGCAUCCUUCAAGAGCAGUGCGUGUGAUCAACCAUGAUCAUGUCAGCUUUUUGACGGAUUCCUUUGUAUCGAACCCCAUUGGGCAGAUUGUAACGCUUGUUCGAAUGGUGGGCCCAGAAGAUGACACCAGCCAUUUAGAUCGUGAAGGUGGAAGCAAGGUUGAAGUCCUGGGUGGCAACCACACGCGGGAGGCGCUGCAUACCCUGCAUGCUUGUGGGACCCUGGACAGGGAGACAGUGCAGGUGAACCUGUACAGGGAACUGCCCCAGACAACAGCCCUGUCCAUAGGAUUCCAGCACAAUGCGGUGCUUCAAGAGGGUCGAAAGCUCACUAACAUUCCUGGACAAAGUGCGGCUCAUGCGACAUUGUCGUCCGUCGGACCAUAUGACGAAGAGGCAGAUUAAUGAGUGGAAGGAUGGUCUGGUCGUUGUAUUCAGGAGCAAGCGCGGGAAGACCUCAGCCGAGGAUAGAAGGCGCCUGUCAGCUGGCUACCAACAACAUUUGAACCUAGCCCAGCUUCCUGAAGAUGUCUGGUCCAUGUUUGUGCAGGCCAGUGACAAAAAUGAAAAUCUGUCAGGGAAGU